AUGGCCCACUCAAAACGCAACACCUCGCUCCCCCACUUCACCUCCUACGAACGCUCCCUCCUGCGCUCUACCUGGGGCACGCAGCGCACCCGCCUCUCGCGCGAGUCUUUCCUCCCCUUUGGCUCUUGCCAACUAUGCCUGCAACCCGCUCGCCCUCCCGUUGUCGCAUGCGCCGCUAAUGGGGAUUUGUUCUGUCGCGAAUGCGCGAUUAGCGAUUUGCUAGCACAAAGAAAAGAAAUCAAACGCCUUGAAAGACUGCGAGAAGAGGCGAGGAAGCGGGUGGCCGAGGAUGACGCGCAGGUGCUUGAGCAAGCGCGAGCGAGGGAGUUGCAGGAGUUCGAGUUGAUUAGUAUGGGGAUUGAAGGGAAAGGGAACAACAAUAAUAAUUCGAAGAAGAGAAAAGUCCCCACCAUGGAGGAGGAAGGCAAUGGCAAUAACAGGAAAGAAGCGGAUAAGAUUGCAGCUUCGGAGGAGUUUCGCCAGCGAGAAGUUGAUGUUGAUGGGAAGCGGAGGAAGAUUUUUGAAUUGGGAGAGGCGGAAAUUGCGCGGUAUGCACAGUCGGAGCAGGAGAGGCUCAAGAAGGAGAUUGAGCGAGAAAAGGCAGAGUCCAAGUCCGCUCUACCUUCCUUUUGGGUCCCCUCGUUAACACCCGCAACCGAAAACGACGUUCUGUCCAAACCAGUCAAACUGACCCCGAUAUGCCCUGGAUCGACGGAGGAAACGCGGCAUGAGUAUUCGCUCAAGACUCUGGUGGAUGUUCAUUUUACAGAGGAAAAAUCAGACGACUAUUCCGCUACGCAGACCGUGUCUCGCGUGUGUCCGAGUUGCAAGAAGGCGUUGACAAACGGUCUGAAAGCUAUGUUAACCAAGCCGUGUGGCCAUGUUAUCUGCCAGCCCUGCGUUACAAAAUUCAUGGCGCCCGAGACUACCAUCGAUCCGCACAACAAGUCCAAUCAUUCGGAAUCGACCGUUGGUCGGGUUCUGUGCUAUGUCUGUGAGACGGAUAUUACGCCAGGGUCCAAGAAGAGCAAGUCCAAAUCGAAAGAUGGCAAAGAAGAAAAAAGCAAAAUCAAGCCGGGCAUGGUAGAGAUUAGGUCCGAGGGAACUGGGUUUGCUAGAGGUGGAGAUAACAUGGCGAAAAGAAAAGGAGUUGCCUUUCAGUGUUAA
Talaromyces rugulosus is the source of this 1167-nucleotide messenger RNA. RefSeq lists its product as uncharacterized. The transcript has 3 exons. The coding region runs from base 1 to 1167 and encodes 388 amino acids. Gene Ontology annotation, cellular component: nucleus. NCBI's taxonomy places the organism in Eukaryota, Fungi, Ascomycota, Eurotiomycetes, Eurotiales, Trichocomaceae. Gene Ontology annotation, molecular function: ubiquitin protein ligase activity. The record is from RefSeq and is a predicted model, not a curated record.